AUGUCAGCUCCUGGAGAAGAAGAAUAUUAUGAUGAAGACGAUGUUUACGGAUUUGAAGAUGAAAACGCUCCUAUCACAGCGGAAGACGCCUGGGCAGUUAUUUCUUCAUUUUUCCGUGAAAAAGGUUUAGUAUCCCAACAAUUGGACUCUUUCAAUCAAUUCGUCGAUUAUACUUUGCAGGAUAUCAUUUCUGAAGAUUCCACUUUGAUUCUAGAACAAUUAGCACAACAUACCACUGAAACUGAUAAUGUUAGUAGGAAAUAUGAAAUCGGUUUCGGGAAAAUUUAUGUUACCAAACCGAUGGUUAAUGAAUCUGAUGGUGUUACUCAUGCCUUAUAUCCACAAGAAGCACGUUUACGUAAUUUGACCUAUUCUUCUGGUUUAUUCGUUGAUGUGAAAAAGAGAACUUACGAAGCUGUCGAUGUUCCAGGAAGAGAGUUGAAAUAUGAAUUAAUUGCAGAGGAAUCUGAAGAGGAAAGUGAAAGUGGGAAAGUCUUCAUCGGUCGUUUGCCUAUCAUGUUAAGAUCAAAGAAUUGUUACUUAAGUGAUGCCACGGAGUCAGAUUUAUAUAAACUAAAAGAAUGUCCUUUCGAUAUGGGUGGGUAUUUCAUUAUUAAUGGUUCUGAAAAAGUUUUAAUCGCUCAAGAACGUUCAGCAGGUAAUAUCGUACAAGUCUUUAAGAAAGCAGCCCCAUCCCCAAUUUCACAUGUCGCAGAAAUUAGAUCAGCAUUGGAAAAGGGUUCCAGAUUUAUUAGUACAUUACAAGUUAAAUUAUAUGGUCGUGAGGGAAGUGACGCUCGUACAAUCAAUGCAACUUUACCAUACAUUAAACAAGAUAUUCCAAUCGUUAUUAUCUUUAGAGCACUUGGUAUUAUCCCUGAUGGUGAAAUCUUAGAACAUAUUUGUUACGAUGUUAAUGACUGGCAAAUGUUAGAAAUGUUGAAACCUUGUGUGGAAGAUGGUUUUGUCAUCCAAGAUCGUGAAACUGCCUUAGAUUUUAUUGGUCGUCGUGGUACUGCAUUAGGUAUCAAGAAGGAAAAGAGAAUUCAAUACGCAAAGGACAUUUUACAAAAGGAAUUUUUACCUCAUAUUACUCAGUUAGAAGGGUUUGAAAGUAGAAAGGCAUUUUUCCUUGGUUAUAUGAUUAAUAGACUAUUGUUGUGUGCUUUGGACCGUAAAGAUCAAGAUGAUCGUGAUCAUUUCGGUAAGAAAAGAUUAGAUUUGGCUGGUCCAUUAUUAGCAUCUCUUUUCAAGACUCUAUUCAGAAAAUUAACAAAAGAUAUUUUCCGUUACAUGCAAAGGACUGUGGAAGAAGCUCAUGAUUUCAAUAUGAAAUUGGCUAUUAAUGCCAAGACAAUUACAUCAGGUCUUAAAUAUGCCUUAGCCACUGGUAAUUGGGGUGAACAGAAAAAGGCCAUGUCAUCAAGAGCAGGUGUUUCACAAGUGUUGAAUCGUUAUACUUAUUCCUCUACCUUAUCACAUUUGAGAAGAACUAAUACGCCGAUUGGUCGUGAUGGUAAAUUAGCCAAACCUCGUCAACUACAUAAUACACAUUGGGGGCUGGUCUGUCCUGCAGAAACACCUGAAGGUCAAGCGUGUGGGUUAGUCAAGAAUUUAUCGUUAAUGUCAUGUAUAUCUGUUGGUACCGAUCCAAUGCCAAUUAUUACUUUCUUAAGUGAAUGGGGUAUGGAACCAUUAGAAGAUUACGUUCCUCAUCAAUCUCCAGAUGCUACCAGAGUGUUCGUUAAUGGUGUCUGGCAUGGUGUUCAUAGAAAUCCAGCUAGAUUAAUGGACACUUUGAGAACGUUGAGAAGAAAGGGUGAUAUUAAUCCGGAAGUCUCAAUGAUUAGAGAUAUUCGUGAAAAGGAGUUGAAAAUCUUUACAGAUGCAGGUAGAGUGUAUAGACCAUUGUUCAUUGUUGAAGAUGAUGAAACUCUUGGUCAUAAAGAAUUGAAGGUAAGAAAGGGUCAUAUUGCCAAGUUAAUGGCUACUGAAUACCAAGAUAUCGAAGGUGGGUUUGAAGAUGCCGAAGAAUAUACAUGGACUUCAUUGUUGAACGAAGGUCUUGUGGAAUAUAUCGAUGCAGAGGAAGAAGAAACGAUUUUAAUUUCAAUGCAACCAGAAGAUUUGGAACCACCAAUGGAAAAUGAAGAAGUUAUAGAUGAUAUGGACCCUGCCAAACGUAUUAGAGCCACACAACAUGCUACAACAUUUACACAUUGUGAAAUUCAUCCUUCUAUGAUUCUUGGGGUUGCCGCAUCAAUCAUUCCAUUCCCUGAUCAUAAUCAAUCCCCACGUAAUACAUAUCAAUCUGCGAUGGGUAAACAAGCCAUGGGUGUUUUCCUUACGAAUUAUAAUGUUCGUAUGGAUACAAUGGCAAACAUUCUAUAUUAUCCACAAAAACCUUUAGGUACAACACGUUCAAUGGAAUAUUUGAAGUUCAGAGAACUUCCUGCUGGUCAAAAUGCUAUCGUGGCUAUUGCUUGUUAUUCAGGUUAUAACCAAGAAGAUUCCAUGAUUAUGAAUCAAUCAUCUAUUGAUCGUGGGUUGUUUAGAUCGCUAUUUUUCAGAUCCUACAUGGAUCAAGAAAAGAAAUACGGUAUGUCUAUUACUGAAACAUUUGAAAAACCACAACGUACCAAUACAUUGAGAAUGAAACAUGGUACAUAUGAUAAAUUAGAUGAUGAUGGGUUGAUUGCACCAGGUGUUAGAGUUUCUGGUGAAGAUAUAAUUAUUGGUAAGACUACACCAAUAUCGCCGGAUGAAGAAGAAUUAGGGCAAAGGACCGCAUAUCAUUCUAAGCGUGAUGCAUCAACACCUUUGAGAAGUACAGAAAAUGGUAUUGUUGAUCAGGUUCUAAUAACAACCAAUCAAGAUGGUUUGAAAUUCGUUAAAGUCCGUGUCAGGACAACUAAAGUUCCACAAAUUGGUGAUAAAUUUGCAUCUCGUCAUGGUCAAAAGGGUACCAUUGGUAUUACAUACCGUAGAGAAGACAUGCCAUUUACUGCGGAAGGUAUUGUUCCAGAUUUAAUCAUUAAUCCACAUGCUAUCCCAUCUCGUAUGACAGUGGCGCAUUUAAUUGAAUGUUUGCUAAGUAAGGUUGCUGCUCUAUCUGGUAAUGAAGGUGAUGCAUCUCCAUUUACUGAUAUUACAGUGGAAGGUAUUUCCAAAUUAUUGCGUGAACAUGGUUAUCAAUCUCGUGGGUUUGAAGUUAUGUAUAAUGGUCAUACAGGUAAGAAACUAAUGGCGCAAAUCUUUUUCGGUCCUACUUAUUAUCAACGUUUAAGACAUAUGGUCGAUGAUAAGAUUCAUGCCAGAGCUCGUGGUCCAAUGCAAGUUUUAACUAGACAACCUGUGGAAGGUAGAUCAAGAGAUGGUGGUUUAAGAUUCGGUGAAAUGGAACGUGAUUGUAUGAUUGCUCAUGGUGCUGCUGCAUUCUUAAAGGAAAGAUUAAUGGAGGCAUCAGACGCCUUUAGAGUUCAUAUUUGCGGUAAUUGUGGUCUGAUGUCCGUUAUCGCCAAAUUAAAUCAUAACCAAUUUGAAUGUAAAGGUUGUGAUAACAAGAUUGAUAUCUAUCAAAUUCAUAUUCCAUAUGCAGCCAAAUUGUUAUUCCAAGAAUUGAUGGCCAUGAAUAUCACUCCUCGUUUAUACACGGAACGUUCGAGAGAUUUUUAA
Naumovozyma castellii is the source of this 3675-nucleotide messenger RNA. It is a transcript of the gene RPB2, whose product is annotated as DNA-directed RNA polymerase II subunit RPB2. The record is from RefSeq and is a predicted model, not a curated record. The transcript has a single exon. Lineage: Eukaryota; Fungi; Ascomycota; Saccharomycetes; Saccharomycetales; Saccharomycetaceae. The coding region runs from base 1 to 3675 and encodes 1224 amino acids.